Anoplopoma fimbria (sablefish) is the source of this 3203-nucleotide messenger RNA. Its product is annotated as gastrula zinc finger protein XlCGF57.1-like. Lineage: Eukaryota; Metazoa; Chordata; Actinopteri; Perciformes; Anoplopomatidae. The record is from RefSeq and is a predicted model, not a curated record.
GGUUAAAGAAGAGGUUCCCCCUGAGCAGCAGGAGUGGAGCUCCAGUCUGGACCAGGAGGACCGAGAGCCUCAACACAUUAAAGAAGAACAGGAGGAACUCUUGACCGGUCAGGAGGGAGAGCAGCUUCAAGGGCUGGAGGAGGCUGAUAUCACCAAGUUCUCAUUCACUCCUGUGAAGAGAGAAGAAGAUGAAAAGGAAAGUCAGUCCUUACAGCGUCAUCAAAGACAAACUGAACGGAUGGAAUUACAAAUACUGAGAUCUUUUGUCAACCAGCGACUAACUGCGCCUGCUGAAGAGAUAUUUGGGCUGUUUGAAAGAACGAUAGCAGAGUACGAGGAGGAACUUUCUCGUUCAAAAGACGAGAACGAGCGACAACGGAAACUCCUGGACGCUGUUUUCAACCCUCAGCUUCGGUUACACAGAGCAGAAGUCCUGCAGCUGUUGGUGGUUAAAGAAGAGAUCCUACCUGAGCAGCAGGAAUGGAGCUCCAGUCUGGACCAGGAGGACCCAGAGCCCCCACACAUUAAAGAUGAACAGGAGGAACUCUGGGCCAGUCAGGAGGGAGAGCAGCUUCAAGGGAUGGAGGAGGCUGAUACCAAGUUCUCAUUCACUCCUCUGAAGAAAGAAGAAGAUGAAGAGGAAGCUCAGUCCUCACAGCUUCAUCAAAGACAAACUGAACAGAUGGAAACAGAAGCUGAGGGAGAGGACUGUGGAGGACCAGAACCAACCAGGAACCCAGAUCCAGAUAGAGAUCCAGAACCAGAUACUGAAGAGAAGACUGGAGACUCUUCUGAAGCUGAACCUGAACACCGUGAUGAUUGGAAGGAGACCAGAGAACCUCAGCCAGGUUUAAAGUCUUUGAAAAAUGAUGAAGUCCCUGUCAGUGAUUCGAGAUGUAGUACUGCUGAGAGACCGUUCAGCUGCUCAGUUUGUGGUAAAGGUUUUACUGAAGGUCGAAACAUGAGUAGACACAUGAGAUGCCACACAGGAGAGAAACCUUUCAGCUGCUCAGAGUGUCCUAAAUGUUUCACUGAUAGUGGAAAUUUGAAGAAACACAUGAGAUGUCACACAGGAGAGAAAUCUUUCAGCUGCUCAGAGUGUCCUAAAUGUUUCACUAAUAGUGGAAAUUUGAAGAAACACAUGAGAUGUCACACAGGAGAAAAACCUUUCAGCUGCUCAGUGUGUGGUAAAGGUUUCCAAAAUGGAAAUCUGAAGAAACACAUGAGAACUCACACAGGAGAGAAACCUUUUAGCUGCUCAGUCUGCAGUAAAUCAUUUGCACAGAAGGGAGCUAUGAAAUUACACACAAAAACUCAUACAGUAAAGACUCCUUUCAGCUGCCCAGUUUGUAUGGACGCGUUUAGGUCUAGUAAAGGUUUACAGUCACACAUGAGAAUUCAUAAAGGAGAGACACCUUUCAGCUGCUCAGUGUGUGGAAAAGGUUUCGCUGAAAAUGGAGAGCUAGAGGGACACCUGACAACUCACUCAGGAGAGAAACCUUUCAGCUGCUCAGUGUGUGGUAAAGGUUUCACUGAAAGUGGACAGCUUGAGGGACACAUGACAACUCACUCAACAGAGAAACGUUUCCGCUGUUCAAUUUGUGGUAGAGGUUUCACUGAAAAUGGAAAGCUGAAGAAUCACAUGAGACUUCACACAGGAGAGAAACCUUUCAGCUGCUCAUUCUGUAAUAAAUCUUUUUCACAAAAUGGAAUUUUACAGAUACACAGGAGAAUCCACACAGGAGAGAAACCUUACAGCUGCUCAGUUUGUAAGAAAUCCUUUACAUAUAGAAUUGGUUUACGGACACAUGUGAUAACUCACAAAGAAGAGAGACAUUUCAGCUGCUCGUUGUGUGAGAAAAGUUUCAAUGAAAGUGGAGAUCUGAAGAAUCACAUGAUAUCUCAUACAAGAAUAAAGAAAUUCAUGUGUUCAGUUUGUGGAAAACUGAUGAAAGGUAGUACAUGCUUACAGAGACACAUGAGAACUCACACAGGAGAGAAACCUUUCAGCUGCUCAGUGUGUAAGAAAACAUUUGCACAGAGCCGUACUUUACAGACACGCAUGAUAAUACACACAGGAGAGAACCCGCUUCAGUGAUUCUGGUUGCUACAGUUUACCACCUUAGAUAUCCACCAAGACAUUAUAAACCUAAGUGUCUAUGAGACAAUCUAAAUUUGUCAACUUCUUUCAGGAACUGCUCUCACGACCAUAAAGGCACUUGGUGGUUGAACUCUGUUCUUACCCUGUGCCUGAACUUAAGAUAAGACUUGGGGUCAUUCCAUGUUUUAUGGUCUGUCUGUCUGCAGGCUCGAUGGCCCCAGUGACCGGACUAAGAAGCGACCACCUGAAGAAGUGCCUUCCUCCACCUGGUUUGUGAAAUACUUCAAAUAUGAUUGACUUUGAAUUCUGCACGCCAGAUCUCUCACUCUUGGCUCUGCCGUUCUGCCUCUUCUCUGGUAUUACGUUCCUGGUCUAACUACGGCCUUCCUGUGUCGUCUAAUGUGCCAUGCAGCUCCGACCUGCGAGGCACCAACGUGCUGAAGAUUAAUUCCAGCCACUUUUGAGAGCAACCGACUUUUAAACUGGCAGAGAUGCCCUAAUGACCCCUGCUGCUACAAAGGGGGGUGAAGAUACGUCUCAUCCUCGUGCCGAGAGAGAUGAAGACGAGGAAGAACAGUUCAAGCCGAACCUCAACGAAGAAGACGACCAGGUUCCGAAGAAAUGAGAAAAAAGCUGAAUCAACUACUGCUGAGCAGGAGAUGGAAGAGAGUGAUUCAACCAACUACAAUCAUCCAACCAGAUGCAGAGGCCUUCAGAGGAACAGCCGCCAUUCCAUGCAGCUUUACCUCCAAUCUGCCCAUCAGAGCCGUCAGGUGAAACAAUACCAUUUCCAGAUGUAAACGAGUUUGAUGUGUCUAAGCCGAAUAAAUUGAAGUCACGUUAUAAAAUAAUCUUAGAUAUAAAUAUUUUUUGACCAAAAGAUCUAAAUUCAAUUUAAAUUAAACUAAUUCCCUGGUGCUUCUCGAACUCUCAGCUGUUGAACGGUGUCUAAAUCAUUGGAACUAAAUUUAAUGUAAAACAAAAAUCGACAAAGUAAAUUUAUCAGUCAAUGAUAUGAUUCACUGAUUCUACCUGGUCAAAUUCGAUCCUUUUCAUUUAGUUGUGGUUCAUUAUUCAUUGUUCUCUUCAUCCUAUUCUUUAU